CCCCGCGACGCGAGCGGUGGCGGGGGAGCUUCCGCCGGCCGGAAGAGGCGCCACUUCCGCUCUCCUUCCCUCGCCCGCUUUCUGGCUCGGGCGGCGGCGAGUGGCGGACGGUGGCGCGAUGGAGGAGAGCGACUGGCGCAGCGCCAACUUCAGACAGAAGCUGGUCACGCAGAUAGACGAGGCCAUGAGGAAGGCUGGAGUUGCUCAUAACAAGUCCAGCAAAGAAAUGGAGAACCACGUGUUCAUGAAGGCCAAGUCACGGGAAGAAUAUCUCUCCCUCGUGGCCCGGCUCAUUAUCCACUUCCGGGACAUCCACAACAAGAAGUCCCAGGCCUCCGCCACUGAUCCCAUGAAUGCCCUGCAGAACCUCACGGGCGGGCCGCCAGCGGGAGCAGCGGCCAUGGGGAUGGCAUCCCGCCCUCCGGGAGCCCCCAUGGGCAGUCUGGGCGGACACGGCCCCAUGGGGCAGCCGAUGGUGCACGGUCCAGGGCAGCAGCCUCAGGGCCCUGCUGGGCUGGCCGCUCACGGCAUCCCGGGCAUCAACACAGCAGCCCAGCCAACGCCACUCCAGCUCCAGCAGAUGGCUGUGCAGCAGCAGCAGCAACAAUUCCAGCAGCAGCAGCAGCAACAGGCCGCCUUGCAGCAGCAGCAGCAACAACAGCAGCAACAGUUCCAGCAGCAGCAGCAGCAGCAGCAGACGGCCAUGCAGCAGCAGUUCCAGCAGCAGGCGGCGGCGGCCGCAGCCCAGGCCCAGCAGCAGCAGCAGCAGCAGAUGCAGGCGGUCCAGCAGCAGCAGCACCAGCACCUGAUGAAGAUGCAGCUGCAGCAGCAGAGCCAGCAGCAGAUGCAGCAGCAGCAGCAGCAGCAACUGCAGAGAAUUGCUCAUAUCCAGCAGCAGAUCCAGGCUGCCCAGGCCAUCCAGGCACAAGCGCAGCAACAACAACAACAACAGCAGCAGCAGCAACAACAGCAACAGCAGCAACAGCAACAACAGCAGGCCUCCCCAGCACAACAAGUGAUGCAGCUACAGCAGCAGAUGCAGCAGCAGCAAGUGGGUCAGGCUCAGCCGCCUCCGCUGGUGUCGCAGGCCCAGCCGAUCCCGGGGCAGAUGCCCGGGCAGGUCAUGCCUGUGACUCUCACGCCCCAGCAGAUCAAAGCCAUGCAGGUAAGAGCUCUGCAGCAGCAACAACAGCAACAACAACAGCAGCAGCAGCAACAGCAACAACAACAACAGCAACAGCAGGCAGCCGCUCAGGCUCAGGCUCAGGCUCAGGCUCAAGCUGCUCAGAUGGGAGCUUCAGGACAGAUGAUCACCGCAAGUAUGGCCCGAGGUGGGAUGCAAAUAAGACCACGGUUCCCGCCUGCCACCGCUGUCUCUGCCACGCCUCCAAGCACCAUUCCUUUGGGUGGACCGCAGAUCCCGCAGGUCAGCCAGAGCAGCCUCCCCAUGAUGUCGUCGCCCUCGCCGGUCCAGCAGGCCCAGACGCCCCAGCCGAUGCCCCCGCCGCCCCAGCCGCAGCCCUCGCCCCAGCCCACCUCCCAGCCCAACUCCAAUGUCAGCUCUGGCCCCGCCCCGUCUCCUGGCAGCUUCCUGCCCAGCCCGUCUCCGCAGCCCUCCCAGAGUCCAGCCGCUGCCCGCACCCCACAGAACUUCAGCGUCCCGUCUCCAGGACCGCUCAAUACUCCAGGCAACCCCAAUUCGGCCGUGAGCCCUGCCAGCUCCAGUCAGUCUGAAGAGCAGCAAUACCUGGAGAAACUCAAGCAGCUGUCCAAGUACAUCGAGCCGCUGCGAAGGAUGAUCAACAAGAUCGAUAAGAACGAAGACAGGAAGAAGGACCUGAGCAAGAUGAAAAGCCUCCUGGACAUUCUGACGGAUCCCUCCAAACGUUGUCCUCUGAAGACCCUCCAGAAAUGUGAGAUCGCUCUGGAGAAGCUCAAGAACGACAUGGCGGUGCCCACCCCCCCACCCCCUGCAGUGCCUCCGACAAAGCAGCAGUAUCUGUGCCAACCCCUGCUGGACGCAGUGCUGGCCAAUAUCCGCUCACCGGCCUUCAAUCAUUCCCUCUACCGGACAUUCAUGCCAGCGAUGACGGCCAUCCACGGCCCACCCAUCACGGUCCCAAUAACGUCCCCUCGGAAGCGGAAGUAUGAAGAGGAGGAAAGGCAGACCAUACCAAAUGUAUUACAAGGGGAGGUCGCAAGACUUAACCCCAAGUUCUUGGUGAACCUGGACCCCUCCCAUUGCAGCAACAAUGGCACAGUCCACCUCAUAUGCAAGUUAGAUGACAAAAAUCUUCCGAAUGUUCCACCGCUCCAGCUGAGUGUUCCAGCCGAUUAUCCAGAUCAGAGUCCCCUGUGGAUUGAUAAUCCUCAACAGUAUGAAGCAAACCCAUUUCUGCAGUCGGUGUAUCGCUACAUGAUGUCCAAGUUGCUGCAGCUUCCCGACAAGCACUCGGUCACAGCACUCCUGAACACCUGGGCACAGAGUAUCCGCCAGGCCUGCCUGUCUGCUGCCUAGCAGUCUCCCCUGGCUGGGCCUUAGCUGGAAAAAUAAGAGCCCAGCAGGGCCGGAAUGUGAGAAGCAGAAGCCUUAACUUGUUUGUUUACUAGGAGUCAGGUUUUAUAAAAUGCAAAUUAAAACAAAAAACAAAAAAACCCUGAUGUUAGGUCUAGUGCUUGUGCUUCUGCCUUUGUGGACUUGAUGCAUCUGAUGGGACUUGGCGGGUCUCCAGGCAGACGUGUUAGCAAGGUUUUUUUUUUUAAAAAAAAUGUCUUCUUAGAGAAGAAUUUGUGUAGACUUCUGUCACGGAGUCUUGCUACUAUAAGGAAAGAAGGGACAGUGUCCUUCAGACUUUGUCCAGUGCCAGUAUAUGCAUGUGUGCUAGGCCUCGGCCGCAAGCAAAGGGGCAGCAUUCAAGGGUGAGUGGAGCCUGUGAUCCCCAAACACACAAGCCCCAGCCCGAAGACUGUGGCGGCUCCUCGAGGCAACGGGGCAAGUGGUGUCCGCCUCCUGCCUGCAAAACCGAAGCGGCUUCACUCAGCACUGGCUUUGCUUCCUGCUGACGUUCGUGGCAUUUCAGAAGUGUUGCUGUUUCCAGCCCUCAUCAAAACAGCAGCCCGUUUGCUGUGGCUUCUGUAAAUCUGCACGAUUGCUGGGCCAACUGGAGGACGUUCUUAAAAAUCUACUUAGUCAGCACUGAUUGCAGUACAACGGCAUCAAUAUUUUAUUCAUGAACUAAGGAAUUGGUUUAUUGUAAUAAAUGUAUUAUUCCUGUG
Molecule: messenger RNA, 3276 nt
Organism: Hemicordylus capensis (graceful crag lizard)
Lineage: Eukaryota; Metazoa; Chordata; Lepidosauria; Squamata; Cordylidae
Gene: MED15
Product: mediator complex subunit 15
Exons: 18
Coding region: 119-2518 (799 amino acids)
Biological process (GO): regulation of DNA-templated transcription
Molecular function (GO): transcription coregulator activity
Source: RefSeq, a predicted model, not a curated record